Messenger RNA from Phytophthora nicotianae INRA-310, 846 nucleotides. RefSeq lists its product as hypothetical. Gene Ontology annotation, molecular function: microtubule binding. Lineage: Eukaryota; Oomycota; Peronosporomycetes; Peronosporales; Peronosporaceae. The coding region runs from base 1 to 846 and encodes 281 amino acids. Gene Ontology annotation, biological process: regulation of cytoskeleton organization. The transcript is spliced from 3 exons. Gene Ontology annotation, cellular component: axoneme. The record is from RefSeq and is a predicted model, not a curated record.
AUGAUGGAUCUACCGCUGGAUGAUGAGACUCUGCAGCGUGUGUACGCUUGGAUCGACGAAAUCCCGCUUUCGCGGCCAAAGAAGAGCAUUGCUCGUGAUUUUAGCGAUGGAAUAUUAGCAGCCGAAGUGGUUGCCUUCUACUUCCCGAAGCUCGUGCAGAUGCACAACUACAGUGCUGCCAACUCGAUCAAGCAGAAGCAGUAUAACUGGAACACGCUAAAUCGGAAGGUGUUCAGGAAGCUCCACAUUUCGCUAUCCAAGGAGGAUAUUGACGACCUGGUGCAGUGUCAAUCAGGCGCAAUUGAGCAUUUGCUAGUAAAGCUGCAGGUUAAGAUUGCCAAUUACCGCGAGAAGCGGCCGUCGUCUUCGCCAGUACCUCAAGUACCGCGGCAAGUGAGCGACAACGCCAAUGAUACUAGCAGCGUUAUUUCCGGAAACACAGCAGUAGCUGGCACAGUAGCCAACGGAAGUCCUAUCUGUGGAAGCAACCGUGCAAUGCAUUCUCCGGUUGACAACCCCAGUGACUCGCGUGGUGAAAUGUUGACACCAAUGCGAGAAUUGUUAAUGCAGGACGGCGACGACGUGAAUAGGUUCAUGGAGGCACCAGUAGCACCUGUUCAUCCCAUGGAUUCCAUCGGAAAAUCGUACACAUCAAGCAACGAGAGUUCAAAGAGCGAGCAUGUACGUCAAGAACUGGCUGAGAAAGACAGCGUUAUCGCAGAGCUUCGCGAGACUGUCCAAAUCCUGGAGAUGAAAGUACAGAAACUCGAGCAGCUUGUGCGACUCAAAGAUGGCAAAAUUCAAACUCUCGUCGCCAAGCUACGUUCUCAAAAACCACAGACAUGA